This is a messenger RNA of Manihot esculenta (cassava), 5501 nucleotides long. RefSeq names its product calreticulin-3. The transcript has 9 exons. Gene Ontology annotation, biological process: protein folding. The record is from RefSeq and is a predicted model, not a curated record. Gene Ontology annotation, molecular function: calcium ion binding. Gene Ontology annotation, cellular component: endoplasmic reticulum membrane; endoplasmic reticulum. Lineage: Eukaryota; Viridiplantae; Streptophyta; Magnoliopsida; Malpighiales; Euphorbiaceae. Bases 114 to 1229 code for a protein of 371 amino acids.
AAUAGUUAAAAUUCUCUUGCUGUCUCCGCUCUCCUUGCAAUAAAUUGCAGUCAGUCAGCUGGCAAAGUGCCUCGCCGGUCAGAGAAAAAAAAAGUGCCUCGCCGGGAACGGAAAUGCCUCAGGCUCAGCUGCAUAUAGUUGAAGCUCUAAAGCUUCUAUUUUUCUUUUCUAUUUUCCAUUCUCUCUUUCUCUUUCCUUUUGCCUUCUCUGAAAUCUUCUUUGAAGAGCGCUUCGAAGAUGGGUGGAAGGAUCGGUGGGUUUUAUCGGACUGGAAGAGAAGCGAAGGAAAAGCUGGUACAUUUAAGCACACAGCUGGGAAAUGGCCUGGAGAUCCUGAUGAUAAAGGUAUCCAGACAUACAAUGAUGCCAAGCAUUUUGCCAUAUCAGCAAAGAUACCAGAGUUCAGCAACAAAAAUAAGACUCUAGUUGUCCAAUACUCUAUUAAGUUCGAGCAGGACAUUGAAUGUGGUGGUGGUUACAUAAAGCUUCUUUCUGGUUAUGUCAAUCAGAAAAAAUUUGGUGGGGACACUCCUUACGGUUUUAUGUUCGGACCUGAUAUAUGUGGCUCACAGACAAAAAAGCUCCAUGUUAUCCUUUCCUACCAGGGGCAGAAUUAUCCCAUAAAGAAAGAUAUACAAUGCGAGACUGAUAAGCUCACUCAUUUCUACACAUUUAUUCUUAGGCCUGAUGCAUCUUAUAGCAUCUUAAUUGAUAAUCGAGAAAGAGAAUCUGGAAGCAUGUAUACGGACUGGGAUAUCCUUCCUCCAAGAAAAAUCAAAGACACAAAAGCAAAGAAGCCUGCAGACUGGGACGAUAGAGAACACAUUGAUGAUCCUAAUGAUAUCAAACCAGAGGGAUAUGAUUCUAUUCCAGCUGAGAUUCCAGAUCCCAAGGCUAACGAGCCUGAUGACUGGGAUGAAGAGGAGGAUGGGAUAUGGAAGCCACCCAAGAUACCUAAUCCAGCUUACAAAGGACCAUGGAAAAGAAAGAAAAUUCGGAACCCCAACUAUAAGGGAAAGUGGAAGACUCCAUGGAUUGACAACCCGGGGAGGAGCGUAAGUGAGUUUCUGGUCGAUUCUCAAAGAUCGGUGGCCGGGCGACAUGCGAGUGAGCUCCACUCGCCGUCCAAAAUUUCUAUGGCAACUUUCACGCGCCGGUGCGCGAGGGAGCAUGACACCUUCGGUGAGCCUCUGAUUCCUGUUCUGAGGUCGUCCAGUGGUUUCUGGUAGCUUUUCGACAUUGGGUUUGUCAUCCGACACCGCUGCAGUUGGACCUCUCCUUUCCUAUUCAUAGAUCAGGUUCUAUUUUGGGUAUUCAGGUCUGUUUUUGGCUUUUUAAUUUUGGGUGCAAUUUUUUUGACCUGAUUUUGUGUCUUGAAUCAUUGGGAGAAAGUUUUGUAAAAUGGUUAUUUUUUUACUAGUAUUGAUUGAAAUGAUGUCCGAUAAUAAUAAGUCUUGUGUUGAAAAUUGUAAGAAAUUACAAAAUAAGAAUCGAAGGAUUGCUAAUGUUGCUGCAAUCGGUUCUUCCUUUGAGAAUAAUGUUCUCACCUCAAUUGAAAAAAAUGCUCAGUAUUAGGAUCUGUUGAGAGGAUUCACUCCAGUAACGGCUAAUACUUAGUUAGGUAAAACUUGCCUUAUCUACUCGUCAUAUAAGUAGGUCAUUUUCUAGUGCUAUGGAUCACAUGACUAAUAAUUCUCAUAUUUUUGCUAGCUUUCGAUCUCAUAAAGCACCUUCUCCCGUUACCAUAGCUAAUGGGUCAACCUAUAAUGUUGAAAAUUCUAAGAUUGUUAAACCUACUUCUUCUAUUACUCUAUCAUCUAUGCUAAGUUUAUCUAAUCUUGCCUUUAAUUUAAUCUUUGUGAGUAAACUUAUCAAAGACCUAAUUUUUUGUUUUUUUUUGUUUUUUAAUCAUUGUCAUUCGGGAUCUUGUGACAAAGCAGAUUAUUGAUAAAGGACAUGUAUCUGGGAGUCUCUACAUUUUGAAUGCAUGGGUGCCUCGGUCUGUUGUCUGCCCCAGUGUCGUAUCUCCUUUCAAAGCACAUUAUCGGUUAGGACAUCAUUCUUUACCUGUUUUGAAGAAGCUAUGAUCUCAAUUUCAUGAGAUAUGAGUGUGCAUCAUGUCAUUUUGCCAUCAUCGAAGCUCUUUAAGUCCUAGAGUCAAUAAACAAGCUGAGUCUGCUUUUGAAUUAGUUCAUUCGGAUAUUUAGGGAUCAUGUCCGAUUGGUUUAUGACUGGAUUCAGAUAUUGUCACUUUUAUGGAUGAUUUCCUGAGAAUGACUUGGAUUUAUUUUAUAAAGUAUCAUUUGAAGUGUUUUCUCAUUUCUCUUAAUAUUUUUGUGCAAAUUUUGCGAAGCGACAAUGCUAAUGAAUAUAUGUCAGAAUCGUUCUAGGCUUAUAUGACUCAACAUGAUAUUCUUCACCAAUCAUCAGUGUUGAUAUACCCGCUCAAAAUGGGGUAGGAAAGAAAGAAUCGACAUCUCCUUGAGACUGUUCGAGCUCUAUUGUUUCAAAUACAAGUUCUUAAGCAAUUUUGGGCUGAUGCUGUCUCUACUACAUGCUUUCUCAUUAAUCGCAUAUCCUCCACACGAUAAUACUCUCUAUAAUGUUCUCUUUCCUAAAAAGUCAUUAUUUCCUCUAAAAGCACGACUUUUUGGCAGUACUUGCUAUGUUCGGGAUGUUAGACCUCAUAUGAUUGAACUUGAAUCUAAAACUUUGAAGUGUCUUUUUAGGAUAUUCUCGCCUUCAGAAGGGGUAUCAAUGUUACUCUACAGAGAUCAACAAAUAUCUGGUCUCAACAGAUGUAGGCUUUUCCGAACAAAUUUCUUUUUAUCCUGUUGCAUAAACCUCUACUGGUCAGGAGGAGGACAAUGAGUGGCUCAUCUAUAGAAUCACAUCUGAUAAUAAAAACUCCUCAAAUGUGCCUUUUACUGCACCAUCUGAUGGUGGCAUUCCUCCUAGUACUUAGCCUCAUGUUAAAUCGUUAGUUGUUUAAGUUUACUCUCAGAAACCAGUACAUGAUGAUACAUGUUCUGUAUCAUAAUCUUCUUCACCAUCGGAUCCACCACCAAGUGACCUUUACUUUCCCAUUAGUCUUCAUCUGUCUCCUUCUUUUACCUCCUUAAUUGUCUCUUUUGAUUCCAUUUCUUUAUCUAAGACAGUUAAAGAGGCCCUGACCCAUUCUGAAAGGCGUGAUUCAAUGUUUGAGGAGAUCAAAGUUCUAGAUGAAAAUCAUACUUGGGAACUAGUUGAUUUUCUGGCAAGAAGGCUGUGGGCUAUGAAUAGGUUUUUGCCAUUAAAGUCAAUUUAGAUAGUUCCGUAGUGAGACUUAAGGCUUAUUUUGUCGCUAAAGGUAAUGCACAAACCUAUCACAUUGACUAUUCUAACACCUUUUCUCCUGUGGCCAAAAUGAUCUUGAUUCGCUUGUUCAUCUCCCUAGCUGCUUCUUAGCAUUGGCCUUUACACCAGUUAGAUAUCAAGAAUGGAUUUUUACAUGGUGACCUCCAAGAGGAGUUGUAUAUGGAGCAACCACCUGGAUUUGUAACAUAGGGAGAGUAUAGGAAAGUUUUCCGUUUGAAGGAAUCUUUAUAUGGUUUGAAGCAGAGUUCUCGUGCAUGGUUUGACAAGUUCAAUGAAGUUGUUUAAGAAUUUGGGUUGAAAAAAAGCAAGUGUGACCACUUAGUCUUCUAUAGAAAUUCAGAUGCUAGUAUUACUCUCCUUAUUAUGUAUGUUGAUGAGAUUGUCACUACAGGGAAUGAUAGUGCAGGGAUCUCUUCUCUCAAAUCCUUCUUGCAUGUGAGUUUUCGUACCAAGGACUUGGGUCAUCUUAAGUAUUUCUUAGGGGUCGAAAUCUUAAGGAGUAAAAAGGGAAUUUUUCUGUCUUAAAGGAAGUAUGUCUUUGACUUACAGAAAUUGGAAAGUUGGGAGCUAAACCCUAUAGCACACCAAUGGUUCCUAAUAUAUGUCUCAUAAAAGAUGACGGAAAUCCUUAUGAUGAUCCAGAGAGGUACGGGAGAUUGGUUGGAAAGCUGAACUACCUUGUAGUGAUGACUCGGCCAUAUAUUGCUUUUGCAGUAAGCGUUGUAAGCCGGUUCAUGUCUGCUCUAUGGUGAAAUAUUGGGUCGCUCUAGAACAAAUUUUAUGUCAUCUAAAAGGGAUCUCUGGACUCGGUAUACUCUACAGUGAUCAUAGGCACACUGUAGUUGAGUGUUUUCAGAUGCUGAUUGGGCGAGAUUCAAAAGUGAUAGAAUGUCGACUACAGACUACUGUGUGUUUGUUGGAGGAAACCUAGUGUCUUAGAAAAGUAAGAAGCAAAAUAUGGUAUCCAGAUCCAGUGCCAAGUCAAAAUACAAGGCCAUGGCUCAUUCCACUUGCGAGAUUUUGUGAAUAAAUUAUCUGCUGAAAGAAGUUGGUUUGGAUGUUGCGUCACCCGCGAAACUUUGGUGUGAUAAUCAUGUUGCUUUCAACCCAGUAUACCAUGAACGAACUAAGUAUAUUGAAGUUGAUUGCCAUUUCAUUCAUGAGAAGAGUCAAUAAAAUUUAAUUUUCAUCAUUUAUGUGAAAACGAAAGAGCAAUUGGGUGAUCUACUCACCAAAACAUUAAAUGAGUCUUGAAUAUAAUAUCUUUUUAAUAAGUUGGACAUGGUAAACAUCUAUGCUCUUCACAUCGCUUCCAACCUAGUAUACCACAAACGGACUAAGCAUAUUGAAGUUGAUUGCCAUUUCAUCCGUGUGAAGAUGUAAAAAAAUUUAAUUUCCACUAGUUAUGUGAAGAUAGAAGAGUAACUGGGUGAUCUACUCACCAAAGUAUUAAUGGCCCUUAAAUAGAAUUUUUUUUCUAAUAAGUUGGAUAUGAUAAACAUCUAUGUUCCAAUCUGAGAGAGAGUGCUAGAGUGUGAACAUAAUCUGUACAUAAUUAAAGGAGAUUAUAUAAUUAUAGGCAAAUUGAUACUAAUUGAUUGAUAGAGGAUUCUUAAGAGUUGCCUUAACAAAAUCGUGUAAUCUGUAUAUAAACACAUUUACUUCAAUAGAGAAUAUACACAGAAAUUGCCAAUUGUUCCUUUUCUUGUUACAACACUAUUAACUAUUAACAAUACUACUAACAUCACCAUUAACACAUAGGAGACAAACUACUAGCAAGUAGGAUACCAUGAGUAGUAGCAGCAUAUGGAACUAGUUUUUCUCGUCGGCAUUAGUGACUUUAACUUUGUCUUGCAUUUCAUUUCUUUUUUCCUCUGUCUGUGAAUCUCUUGUAUAUUAGCUAAGGACCACUAACACUGUGCUAUUAAAAGACAAAUUGUAAUUCCUUAUUAAUGCUGGAAAUUUUUUUAUUAUCAAUUUGGUCCUAAUAGCUUAUUAAGAUGAAUUUAGCUUCUAGGUUGUACAAGAGAUGUUAUAUAAUAUUUGAGGUGACUGGCAUUUGUCUGUAUAUCAUCUUUGACCUUGCAGUUCAUAUCAGAUUAGAUUUUGUUGUGCAUGAACUCAUUGUCUUAUUUUUCCCUCUU